This is a messenger RNA of Canariomyces notabilis, 491 nucleotides long. RefSeq lists its product as uncharacterized. Bases 92 to 403 code for a protein of 103 amino acids. NCBI's taxonomy places the organism in Eukaryota, Fungi, Ascomycota, Sordariomycetes, Sordariales, Chaetomiaceae. The record is from RefSeq and is a predicted model, not a curated record. The transcript has a single exon.
GACUUGAUGACGAUAUGAAAACAGGGUUUCAAUUCUGGAUUUGGGCGAGGAACAACACAAGGGUUCUGCAUCCCCCGGAUACUACAAAGCCAUGUUUUGUUCGUGCUGUGCAUGCAUGCCUGGCGUUUGCGAAGAAGAAUGGGGCCUGGGCACUGGAUUGGAUGGGGCAUGGAUGCGAUGGGAGUCUCGAUCAUAUCCUCUCACUCUCGGAACCGGCUCGAGAGAGAUAGAGAGUAAUCGGAAAAUGCUUUGGCUUUUCUGCUUCCCCUCUUACCUUGUUUCGUGCUUGUCAAGCGGUCGAGCUGGUGGCAACGCUGAGAUCAUUAUGUUCGUUGUAGGUAUAUGGAGCAUGCAUUUCAUCUUCCGGCAGGAAUCAUCAUACAUGCAUACCACCGUUUCAUAACCCCCUCCCCCCCCAUGGCCCCCUGUGGUAUGAUUUCUUCAUGUAUCUUACGAGCGUUCCUGUUGCCUCUGGGCUCUUGUCGCCCCUG